This is a messenger RNA of Girardinichthys multiradiatus, 2853 nucleotides long. RefSeq names its product SMU1 DNA replication regulator and spliceosomal factor b (gene smu1b). Gene Ontology annotation, molecular function: protein binding. Gene Ontology annotation, cellular component: precatalytic spliceosome. The record is from RefSeq and is a predicted model, not a curated record. Gene Ontology annotation, biological process: mRNA splicing, via spliceosome. The coding region runs from base 114 to 1637 and encodes 507 amino acids. The transcript is spliced from 12 exons. Lineage: Eukaryota; Metazoa; Chordata; Actinopteri; Cyprinodontiformes; Goodeidae.
CGGUGGGUGGUCUCCGACCGGCGGACUUCACGUGGCUCCAGCGGGAGGCGCUCCGAGCCAAGCCUCCAUAGCGUCAGUCCGGUGCGGCAGCAGCAGGAGGCAACAUCCCAAAAAUGGCUGUGGAGCUGGAACCCACGGAUGUGAUCCGUCUGAUAAUGCAGUACCUCAAGGAGAAUAACCUCUACCGCACGCUGACGACCUUACAGGAGGAAACCACUGUUUCUCUCAACACAGUGCAAAGCAUCGAGAGCUUUAUUGAGGAUAUAUACAGGGGCCAUUGGGACUCUGUUCUGCUGGCCAUUGAGUCUCUCAAGUUGCCCGACAACACACUGAUUGACCUCUAUGAACAGGUUGUAUUGGAGCUCAUUGAAAUGAGGGAGGUGGGUGCAGCUCGUUCGCUUCUCAGGCAAACCGACCCAAUGAUCAUGCUGAAGCAAAUCCAGCCGGAAAGGUACGCCCACCUGGAGAAACUGCUGACGUGUCCUUACUUUGACCCUCAUGAGGCAUACCCGAAGGGGGGCAGUAAAGAGAAGCGACGCAGAGCCAUAGCUGAGGCUUUAGCGAGGGAGGUCAGUGUGGUGCCUCCUUCUCGCCUCAUUGGGCUCCUGGAACAAGUCAGCUAUAUGAAGAUAAAUCCAAGUUAUCUCUCCCCUGAAAUUGACACAUCUGCAAGCAAGGAGCAGCAUGUGGAGAAAGAAAGAUUUCCUACACAGCUGUACCGCCACAUAAAGUUUGGACGACGUUCACACCUGGAAUGUGCCCGGUUCUCUCCUAAUGGCAAGUAUUUAAUCACCGGAUCAGUGGAUGGGCUUAUUGAGGUCUGGAACUUCAACAGUGGAAAAAUUUGCAAGGAUCUCAAGUAUCAGGCCCAAGAAAGUUUCAUGAUGAUGGAUGAUGCUGUACUGUGUAUGUCCUUCAGUCAAAAUACAGAUCUACUGGCCACAGGAGCUCUGAAUGGCAAAAUAAAGGUGUGGAAGAUCCAAAGUGGCCUGUGUGUGCGCAGGUUCGAGCAUGCUCACAACAAAGGUGUGACUUGUCUGAGUUUUUCAAAGGACAGCGACCAGAUCCUCAGUGCCUCAUUCGACCAAACCAUAAGAAUCCAUGAACUGAGGUCAGGCAAGACGCUACAGGAGUUAAACGGCCAUUCAUCAUCUGUAAACGAUGCAUGUUUCACUCAGGAUGGUGCUCACAUUAUCAGCGCUUCAUCCAAUGGCACUGUUAAGAUCUGGAACACAAAGUCUUGUGAAUGCGUUCACACAUUCAAAUCAAAGUCAAUGACGUCAGAUGUUCCAGUCAACAAUGUGAUUCCCCUUCACCAAAACCCGGAGGAGUUUGUGGUGUGCAACCAGUCCAACACAGUCGUCAUCAUGAAUAUGCACGGUCAGACAGUAAAGACUUUCUGUUCAGAGCAACCAAAGCGAGCAGGCUUUGUGUGUUGCGCCUUGUCACCCCACGGGGAGUGGAUCUACUGUGUGGGGGAGGACUGUGUGCUGUACUGCUUCAACUACAAGACAGGGAGGCUGGAGAAAACGCUGACUGUUCACCAGAAAGAUGUAAUUGGAAUCGCUCACCACCCACAUGAGAACCUGAUUGCCACAUACAGCGAGGAUGGCCUGUUAAGGCUGUGGAAACCCUAAACUGUCACCUGCCUCCUACUGUGGAGGAGCAUCCAGAUUGACUUAAAGGGAUAGUUCAGAAUUAAUAAUGUGAAGCUUUAUGAAAAUCUUAUACACAGCAUCGGGUCUGCAGUGAAACAUCUUCAUUUAAUGUAAAUUAUUUACUUUAAAUUCAGAUGAGUUGGUCCCGGAGGAUGAGGCUAAUUGCUAAACCUUUAAACUAUUGUCACAUGUGGAUAGGAUGGUUGCUAACACAGCAAUGUAAGUUGGAGGUGGUGCACCACCAAUGAUCCUCCCGAGUGAAACAAGAACUGAAAAUCUAACAUACAAAGCACCGAUCAGACUUAAGUAAAACUUUGUAGAUAUUGUUGGUGGUGCACCAACUCCUACGUAUUUUAAAGACAUCAAGAGUGUUAUCUGCUGCAGGUAAGAUACUGUUUAUAACCUUUUAACAAAGGCUCACUUCAAAAACCCUGAACUAUCACCUAAACAGUUAGAUGGUCUUUGCUUUUUGCAUUCAGCCUUCACCAGCAGUUCAGGUUUCUUUGGUAGGUAUACGUCCGAAUUUUACAUCAUGACAUUCAGAAUACAGCUGAAGAGAACCAACCAUAUAUUUCUUAUGUCUUUUUGUAUAAGGUUCAACUAGAUCUUUAGCUGUUUUCAGUUUUCAGUGUAUAAAUUGAACUUACCAUUAGACUUAUGAACUUUGUCAACACUGUCUUAAGUCAGCCAUGAUGCUCUUUGCAAGUCCAACUUCCCCAGUGCAAUUUAAAUCCAGCACUCAUCUCUUCUGUCUCCAACAGACAUGUAAAUGCAUGAUGAUGAACUGUUUUUUUUUUACAAUAACUGCCUAAUAUUUGGGCAUUAACAAUAUCAGGUAUUUGAUGCUUUGCUUUGUAAAUAAGCUUUUUUUCCCCCAUAAUUUUCUCUGUGAUUUACCUGCAUGCUACCUCGGUUCACUGCGGAUCUGUAAUAUCUGAAAUAUGCAUGCUUAUAAACGACAAGAGCUGUAUUCUGGGUGUUUGUAAUAGUGUUCCUGAGCAUGCAUAAGACACAUGCCUGCAGGUAACAGACUGUCUUCCGCCACUAUUUAUCAUGCGUGAUAUUAACUGUUAUUUGUUACUGUAGAGUGAAGUCAUUGCACUCUACUUUUAGUAUAUUUACAAUAUUGUGUAUAUUAUACCAUCUGCCACAGGAAAAAAAGAACACCAAUAAAUUUAGAUUCAAAAUGGCUGCA